Molecule: messenger RNA, 1112 nt
Organism: Caenorhabditis angaria
Lineage: Eukaryota; Metazoa; Nematoda; Chromadorea; Rhabditida; Rhabditidae
Source: the annotation of a GenBank genome assembly
AUGCUUGUUACGAACUACACGGUUACAGCAAUUGGAAUAUUAUCUUCUGGUUUACAAGUUGCUCUAAACAUUCAUAUUGUGUACAAAUAUUUGAUGUUAGUUGAUUCCUCUGAAGAAUAUGUGUAGUAACAUAAAAGUUUUAGACCAUCUCCAGCUUGGAAAAAACACGAUUUUCGAUUCAUCAUUUUCCGAACAUUUAUAGAUAUUCUGCAAGGAUUUGCUGGUGCUCUAAUUUUUGCUCUAAUUUUUUCAAAAUUUCUUUUUCUAGGUGUUGCAUAUUUCAGUAGUAUUAUUCCUUAUGUUCUUCGUCCGGAUCUUUUUUCAUUCAAUUAUUUAUUUGUAUCAGGAUUGAUACUCACUAAUAUAACAAUAGUUCGAUCUUUUUUGGCUGCUGGAAUUGCGAUUGAAAGAUGUUUUGUAUGUCUUUUGUUCUAAUUAAUUUUAAAUCCCAUAGGUUUGUAUAAUAGUUUAGGCAUCCAUCUUCCCAAUCCAAUUUUUUAAACAUCGUCAAAAAAUGCCGAACACUCCAUUAUUCCUUUUUUUCAUAUCUACUGCAUUAUUCGAUGAUUUGAUGCUUUUCCAUUUUAUUAAUUUUCCUUUAGAUCCCAAAAAUUGUACAACAUAUUUAUGUGCUGUUCCAGAGUAUUGGAGAUAUGGUUUGAUAUAUUCAGCAUUCUAUGCUUUUAUCAAUUAUUUUUUCUCUUUUAUUCUCUGUUUCAAAUUGCUUUUGAUGUAUUUUCGAAAGCAUAGUUAUUCAGAUGAUUUAAAGAAGGUCAGAGUUAUUCUUUUGAUCAAUGUUUUAUAGAUUACAUAUUUUAUAGAUUAAUAUAUUGUGUUUAACUGAUGGUCUUUCUUCUAUUAUAUUCGAUUUAAUUCCCGCAAUAAUAAUACAAAUAUAUGCUAUUAAAUUUGAGGUUAGGGAAAGAAGCAGAUUGAAAAAAAGUAUUUAAUUUUAGAAUUAUGGCCCAGUUACUGGUGUUCUUCGAACAGUUGGCCGAUUAUUUGAAGCGUUAGUUAUGUACAAACUGAUGAAACCAAAAAUAACAUCACCUAAAUCAAAUUCAAUGCAUCUAAAAAUACCACAACAAGAAAGAACGAGUAUGCGGUUUUAA